This is a messenger RNA of Batrachochytrium dendrobatidis JAM81, 1242 nucleotides long. Its product is annotated as rRNA-binding endoribonuclease. Gene Ontology annotation, molecular function: RNA endonuclease activity. Bases 1 to 1242 code for a protein of 413 amino acids. Gene Ontology annotation, cellular component: preribosome, small subunit precursor. The record is from RefSeq and is a predicted model, not a curated record. Gene Ontology annotation, biological process: maturation of SSU-rRNA; ribosomal small subunit biogenesis. The transcript has 5 exons. NCBI's taxonomy places the organism in Eukaryota, Fungi, Chytridiomycota, Chytridiomycetes, Rhizophydiales.
AUGACAAACGAAACAACAACGGCUCAACAACCUACUUCGAAUGCUAAUACUGGAAUCAAGAUUAAAAAAACUCUUAAUGGAAAUAACAAAGUGGAAUCGCUGAUAGUUGAUUCUGGACCACUUAUUAAAGGGCACCAGCUUGUUCAUCUUGCAAACUCUUUCUAUACUGUUCGUGAGGUUUUGGAUGAAAUCAAGGAUCAAAACACUCGGGAUAUGGUCGCUUCAUUGCCGUUUGACCUGGUGGUGCGCAAUCCUUCAAGUGAGGCUGUAGCCGCAGUGGCGGCAUUCUCCAAAAAGACUGGCGAUUACACUUCCAUGUCUACAACAGACAUGAAGAUUCUAGCCUUGACAUGGAUGAUUGAAAAAGAGACCAAUGGUUUAUCUCAUAUACGGUCUCAACCACUACAUGCAAUGACCUCGAACGGCACAAAUAAUGAUGCCAAACCAGUCCCCAAACCAGCUCUCCAAAAAACUCAGAAUAUCGCUGUAGAUCAAAAUGUUGAGCCAUUGGUAGAGGCUGUCAAGAGUAAAUCUAGCGACAAUGUGACCAAAACCAACUCAAAGAAAAAGCAGGCCAAGGUUGCAGCCGAAAUGGAUGAUGAUGCAGGAUGGAUCACUCCACAGAACAUCGCCAAGCACAAAGCAAAAGACUUGUAUGGAUCUAUCUCGGUGAAAAAUGCCGCCAAAGCUCCCUCUGUGGCUUGUAUGACAACAGAUUUUGCAAUGCAGAAUGUACUAUUGCAAAUGAAUCUCAAUGUUCUUUCUGUAGAUGGAAUCACUGUUCGAAAACUGAGAAGCUGGGUGCUAAGAUGUCACAGCUGCUACAAAGUAACCAAGGACAUGAACAAGCAAUUCUGUCCGUCUUGUGGAAACAGUACACUAAAUCGUGUUUCUGUAGGCAUCAAUGCCAAUGGACAAACCAUUUACUAUUUAAAAAAGAAUUUCCAGGUCAAUUUACGCGGAACUCGAUAUAGUAUUCCAAAGCCAAAAACAGGACGAAAUGCCAAUAAUCUAAUUGUUUGUGAAGAUCAGAAAGAGUACCAGCGUGCAUUGCAGCAAAAACAAAGACGUGAUAAGCAGUUGCUAAAUCAAGAUUCCAUGUCGCUGGACUCUGCUAUUUUAGGCAGCAUUGGUCACAAAAACAGCGAUGGCGGUCCCUCUCUUUUGACCAAAUCUGGUAUGCCUCUGGUCGGAUAUGGCCAUCGCAACGUGAACGCUAGCCGAGGCAGGCGUAGAAAGUAG